Messenger RNA from Pelagomonas calceolata, 1009 nucleotides. The record is from the annotation of a GenBank genome assembly. Lineage: Eukaryota; Pelagophyceae; Pelagomonadales; Pelagomonadaceae.
CUGACUUUUGCGUGCGGGGCAGCACAGCGGCCGGCGCCGAACGCGGGCAGUCGCGGCGUGCCGUGCAUAAUCCGGGGCCCAACCCCGGGCUGCGCCAUCGAUUCCCGGUCCGCCGAGUAGCAUACGGGCUCCACCGUCGCGAACGCGCGCCCUCGGGCAGCCCUGCGGCCCCCCCUGGCCAACACACAGCUCCACCUGCCAAGGACCAAGGUGUGCUAAUCGGGGACGACCGCAACAAGGCACGCGAACCGGGGACGACCGCGACGCGCUUACGCCGUCGCCGCCGCGCCACCACGAGGAAAAACUAUGGGCCGCGACGCCGAGCUUUUUGUUGAUGCGGCGGCCAUCAGCCGCCACCUCCUCUGCUCCAUCUGCCACGGUGUGCUCGAGAGACCGGUGCAGACGGCCUGCGAGCACCUCUUCUGCGAGGAUUGUCUAUUGGCGUGGCUCUGCCGCAAGGCGACGUGCCCCGUGUGCCAGGCGGUCACGGAACCUGAGGCGGUCAAACGGGCGCCGCGGGCCAUCGUCGGUUUGAUCGACGACCUGGAAGUGCGGUGCGACCACUGCGACUGCGACUGGACGGGAGCGCUUGAUAAACUCAAUGCGCACCUCGACGAAUGCUGUCACGCGCCGCGGGCGGAGCUCUUGCAGCGUUUGUCGGCGAAGCAGCGGCAAUUGGACGAUGCGCGGCGGACCAUCGCCGAUCGAGAUCGGGAGAUCGUGCGGUUGGAGGCGGCGCUCAAGGCGCGGCGCGACGGGAGCGCCCGCGACGCGGACAACGCGCGGCGGCGGCUCCGCCAGUUGGAGAGGGACGCGGACGAGGACCCGCGGCGCAGCCCGGGCACGACGCAGUCGCAGCGCAGCCUGCGGCGCGAGCGCUUCCGGAAGGCGCGCUCCGACCGCGCCACGGACGUGACGCGCAUUAUGAGUUUGAGGGACUCGCUCGAGACGCUGCGGCUCCACGCUGCGGACGAGGAGCCCACCGGGGAUCGGUGUUAAAGUACACAUG